CUGUAGUCCCAAGCUACAGCUCCUCUGCCGGGCUUCCCCGUAAAAACGCCCCCCAGACUCUCUGUAGAAAGUAAUCCGACACAGCCCUGUCGGUUCACAACAAGAUCCCCUUUCCGAGCCCGUAAAAUCAGCGAUAUGAAGUUUUAACUUGAAGUUGCAAAGGCCGUGUUGUAAAAAAUCCCAGAAGGAGUCAGAAAAACUGGGGAAAUGUCUGUUUCUCUUCGCACAGCACAAGGGCUGAGGGACAAUAAAGCUGGUACAACAUCUUUCCACUCAAAAUAUGACGAGGGGUUAAUUCCAGACAGAAAAAAGGUGCUUGUAAGUGGAUAAAAAUAGCAACAGUGAGCUGAACAGCAAAUUCCUAAUUUGUGUUGAGCUUAAUUACUUCAUGUAUCAUGUAUACUCAAUACAGAAACUGUAUCUUGAAGAAAAAAAAAAAAAAAAAAGAAAAAACACCUGCCUGCCUAAAAGUUCCAUUCUGUGUGGGACUCACUUCCUGUCACAGAGGAGGGCCUAACCUAAGGCAGCCUGCCCUCAUCCCCGCGAGUAAACCCACCUGUGGCCACAGUGCUGCUGUGAAAUAUUUCCAGUCAUCACAGGCAUCGGCUUGAACUCAUCCAAAUGUGAAGCCUGGAAUAAAGUUCUGUCAUGAUGUGCGGUUCAAAAAGUCAGUCAUUAGUAUUCCUUGGACUGGUUUUCAACAGCCUAGAAAUGGUUUUUUCAUCUAGCACAGGUUUCUCUAUGUCUAUAUGUGAUGUGACAUCAAGAAGCAUUUAUCUCAGAUGGCCCAAGGUUUCAGGAGCCUUUUCCUACAGAAUCACAGCUACAGCUGUGAAUACUGUAGGCCAUUCUUUACUGGCUCAUUUUAGUGAUGCUACAUUUACAGGCAUGCUAACUUCAUUAAUUCCCAAUACUGUUUAUGCUAUACAAGCAGAAGCCAUUGACAAGAAUGGAAUUAUUCUGGCUGAAACACAGAUUAUGCAGUCAACAGCUCCAGACAUACCUGUUAUUGAUCAGGCUUACUCAAAACUUAGCAACAGUAUCACAGUGGAAUGGAGAGCGGUACCUGGAGCUACUGGUUACCUACUGUCUGCACAAGAUGGAGAUUCCUGCACUGAAACUAUAGUCACAAAUUCACUGGGUACAGUUAUGGGAUUGAAACCUGCCACCUCAUACAGAGUCACUAUCAGAUCUAUAAAUGCAGGAGGAAAAAGCCAGCCUUCACCUUCCAGAAAAGCAAAAACAGUCCUGGCUGCUCCAGUUCUGUCUGUUAGUUCCCUGAGCUGUGACUCCAUUGCAGUGAGCUGGAAAGCUGUGUAUAUGGCGGCUGGAUUCUCUGUGUCCCUGAUGAGAUCGGAUGGUUUGGGCAGAAUGCUGAAGCAGAACACCACCAAUACUUUCUUCGUAUUUACAAAUUUAGAUCCUGGAACUCUCUAUACUAUCAAGGCAUAUGCCUGGAAUGCCAAUGGGCUUCCUGGAGAUGAUUUCACAUACAACCAAAGAACAAGUCCUCAGGCACCAGUGGAUGUUCAAGUAGUUUUCAGUAGCGGUGCUUUAAGAGCUGUUGUUUCUUGGAUGCCAGCAGAAGGAGCUCUAACUUACAGUGUGACAGCCUCCAGUGGACUCCUGAAACUGAAGUGUAGCACAUCGUCUGCCUCCUGCGUGGUACCGUCACUCCAGUGUGGAUCUGAAUAUUCUGUUUCUGUCACAGCACAUAAUGAUGCUGGAUCCAGUAAACCUACUGAUGCAGUAAGCUUAAAAACUAUCCCUUGUGCACCAGGAAAUAUAUCAAUUAAAGAGGAUGAACCUGGCAACUUGUUGGUAUCAUGGUCCAGCGUCAGUUUUGGCCAUUAUUAUGUGGUUUUUGUGAAGAGUGAUGAUGGCUUGGAAGUGCACUGCAACACAUCACAUACUCAAUGCCAUUUCCAAUCAGACUGCGGUUUCACCUACUUCAUUAGUGUCUUUGCAUACAACAAGGCAGGGCAGAGUCCUUUAGGUGAUGUAUUCAAUUACACCACUGCACCUUGCUGCCCCAGCGACUUCCAUGCUGUCCUGGUGGCAAGUGACACCGUGGAGGUGACCUGGGCUCCUGUCCGCGGUGCUGAACUGUACGAGACAAAAGCUGCUGAGGGGAGCAGUGCUGUGCUCUGCAACGACACCGCCAUGGCCUGCACCUUGUCUGCUCUGCGCUGCAACACCAUCUACAACAUCACUGUUUACUCAUUCAGCGAGACCAGGGGCAGCAACACAUCAUGCACACCUAAAUAUGUGGCAACAGCUCCCUGCAGUCCUGAAAUUAAAAAUAUCUCAAAGGAGGCUCUUUCUGUAAUCACUGUGCACUGGCAGUCUAACAAAGAAGCUACAUAUACCGUAACUGCACGAGGAGAAGCUGGACUUUGGCAUUGCACAAGCUCUGGAAACUCCUGUACCCUAAUUAAUCUUCCCUGUGGAUCUGCUUUCUCUGUUAGUGCUAUAGCAAGGUCACAGGUGGGACAGAGCUUACCCAGCUACAGUGUUCCUUUAGAGACAGCUCCUUGUUGCCCUAACGACCUGACACUGACUCAAGUGACACAGUCUGUAACAAACAUCAGCUGGUCUGCCGGGAUGGGUGCUCAGACAUAUGUAACAAUGCUGGAGUCUUCAAAAGGAUGGGCAAAGUGUCAUACUCUUCAAAACUACUAUCUCCUGGGAUGCAUCACAUGUGGCACCAACUAUACAGUAUCACUGAGAGCAAUCAGUGAAACUGGUUUGACAUCCAGUUGCACAUAUCAAGGAUACUCUUCCAGUGCUUGCUGUCCUUCUGGAGUGAAGCUAUACAGAAUUGGCAAUAACGGUAUCCGGGUGUACUGGCGAGCUUCUGCAGAAACCAAGAGCUACAAUAGUGAUUUACGUGGUUCAAAAGGCAAUUUCACCUGUACUCCUAGCUCUGGGCGAAGUUACUGUGAUAUCACUGAGAUACCUUGUGGGGAUGUCUACACACUGGUAGUAUCUCCAGUUACCGAUAAGGAGCCAAAGCUUACAUUUUGUCCUAAGAAAAUAUAUUCAGUAACCUGUUCUGGAAGCUCUGUUGGAAUGGUGAUUUAUAGAGGAAAGAACAAUGCAGAACAUGUCUAGAUGGAAAUUCUGGUUCAGACAAGGAGGUAAGUUCAAAGAGUCCUAAGAUUAGGAUGUUGUUUGCUUUUUUUCAGCUGCUUAAAUCUUUGGGAUUGAAGGGAUAAACUUCACUAAUUCUAUCAAAGUUAUUUGUUUAAAUCCAUCAUAUUUACCUCAUGUUGCCUACUCCUGCUAUCAACACUCAUUUGUCCUCUCCUCCAGUAACCCAUCUUUCGCUUCCUUAAGCCUUUUCUACUGAUUUUAUAAUCCCCCAUCAGAGGAACCCUCCACCAAAGACAAACGGAUCAAGCUACUCUCCAGUACUCAAUUGCCUUGUCUUUCUCCCAUCUAAAACUACUCAGUCUCCCACAAAGUACUCAUUUUCUGGGCAAGUUACUGUCCUGGUCUCAAGGAUGAUCUCAAAAGGAUGGUGAGAAGUCACUGCUGGCUUUUUUCUUCCCCAAGGUUAACUUCCUCUCUGCUGCUCUCCAAGAGCUAUCUCGGAUAUUAAGGAUGUUGCUAACACCAUCCUCCCUAUUGCUCUUUCCCUGAAGCUGGAAAGACGACAUCUAUGCUUAAUUGCAACAGUCACAGCUGAAGACAGGGAGGAGGGAAACUGAACAGCUAGCUCUAUCUGAAAUCUAAUCCGGAACACUCAAUUUCAGCCCUAAACGAUGAGAUCAUUUUUUAAAUGCAGUUGGACAUAGAUAGAGAUAUUAGUUACCUUGAACUGUAAUUUUCCCUGUAAAGCGAUCAGUUUUAAAAGCUGUUCCAAAAUGGUUACUAAUCACUAAGUGCAUUUUAGACCUAAUACACUGAAGUAGUGAAGGCCAAAAGAAAGA
Cygnus olor (mute swan) is the source of this 3935-nucleotide messenger RNA. RefSeq names its product fibronectin type III domain containing 7 (gene FNDC7). The transcript is spliced from 13 exons. The coding region runs from base 649 to 3114 and encodes 821 amino acids. NCBI's taxonomy places the organism in Eukaryota, Metazoa, Chordata, Aves, Anseriformes, Anatidae. Gene Ontology annotation, molecular function: protein binding. The record is from RefSeq and is a predicted model, not a curated record.